Folsomia candida is the source of this 4815-nucleotide messenger RNA. RefSeq lists its product as uncharacterized. Gene Ontology annotation, biological process: G protein-coupled receptor signaling pathway; gamma-aminobutyric acid signaling pathway. The transcript is spliced from 19 exons. The record is from RefSeq and is a predicted model, not a curated record. Gene Ontology annotation, cellular component: membrane; G protein-coupled receptor heterodimeric complex. NCBI's taxonomy places the organism in Eukaryota, Metazoa, Arthropoda, Collembola, Entomobryomorpha, Isotomidae. Gene Ontology annotation, molecular function: G protein-coupled GABA receptor activity. Bases 353 to 4696 code for a protein of 1447 amino acids.
UGGAUCCGUAAUCUAGCAAGGUAGCAGCCAAGAUGGAAUUGGCGAGCACGCAUUAAAAGAGAACAACGCAGCUUUCUCCCGUCGUCCUGCUUUUUCUCGUCGGAAGUUGAUGUGCCCCGUUUCCAGACUUCCCAUUCCCAGUUCAUCCACACCACCACCAGCACCCCUGCGUGCCUCUACUAACCCACGACUACUUUCACUUUGUCUCAAUUUACCUCCUCUGUACAUUUCAUACACAUCUCUCAUCAGUCACUACGUUUUAUUGCCUUGUCGCAAACGUGGAAAAAUAAGUAAUUUAUAUUCGAAUUCGAGUUUACCAUAAAGUUAUCGAGUUGAGUUUCUUGAUGAAAUCAUGGCAUAUUCAUUUCUUCAUAAUUGCGAAGGACACAGUUCCUCUAGAUUGAGACACUGUUGGAUCUUGAUCCUUAUCCUCUUCUGUGAUCGUCACUGUGCCCAAGUUGAUCUCACAAUCAAGCCAACGACAUACCAAGAUAAUUCAUUAUUAGUAUCAAAUGGGUCUUUCUUUCCUAAUUCUACCAUCAAUAUGAGUAAGGCACGUCGUAGUGUUGUACCAUCAUCAUCAUCAUUCAAUAGUCAAUCUUCAUCCACAGCUAAUCUGACCCUACUCUUAAUGAAGACGAGCUUUCCCAGGAUGAAUAGCGAAAUUAAGAAAAAUAGCUUUGUUCCUCAUCAAGUGUUCAAUUUAAAUGAUACGAAUCCUAUAAAUUCUUCUUUGCGAUUCUUACACAAUGUUGUGGGAUCAGGAGUCGGAAGCAAACCUGCUGUAAUUUUAACCACCCGCAGUUCUACCACCAUGGCUUCAUCGCCUGUUCAAAUUAAAGACCAACCCGAUGUGAUAUUAAGCAAGUCGAGAACUCUGAGAAAUGUGAGAAGGAACAGGAAACUUAUUCAGAGUGGUGCCAAUACCACGGGCAGCAACGCCUUGUUGAGUUCCGAUGGGAGAAAAAUCCUUACGAUUCUUGGACUCUUUGAAUUCAACUACAUCACGAAGACUCCGCUGGGGCUGAGGAGGAGAGACAAUGGUGAAAGUGAACGAGCUGCUGCUCAAAUGGCGUUGGACGAUGUGAACGGAAAUGACAAGAUAUUAUCGGGCUAUAAACUUGUACAAAUUACGAAUGACACCCAGUGUGAUCCUGGCACUGGAGUUGAUGCAUUUUUUCACGCCUUAUACAGCCAAAAAAACAGCACUAAAAUAAUAGCUCUACUUGGAACAGCAUGCGAUGAAGUAACGGAAAGGGUCUCAAAAGUCGCCACUCACCAAAGAAUUGUUCAGGUCUCAUUUGGGUCCACAUCUCCUUCAUUAUCGGAUCGUUCCGAGUUUCCUUUUUUCUACAGAACGGUCGCCCCCGUCUCCUCCCAUUCCGAGGCGAUAAUAGAACUCAUCUCCCAUUUCAACUGGGACACGGUCUCCUUCUUCACUGAGAAUGAGAAUCGAUACUCCAUGCCCGUAAACCACCAUCUUAUGAAAGACAUGGAGGAAAAGGGGAACAUUACGUGCAAAGCAACACUGACUUUCUCGCUCUCUGAUUUGCAGGAUCAGUUGGAUGUUUUGAAUGAGUCUGAUUCCCGGAUAAUUAUCGCAAGUUUUGGAAUUGACAUUGCUCCAAAGGUGUUUUGUGAGGUCUUCAAGAGAAAUAUGUUUGGGCCGGAUUUUGCUUGGAUAUGGAUCGGGAAACCUGAGACGAUUUGGUGGAAAGAUGACACCACCACUUUCUCCAGGUUUGACUUCCCGUCAUCCUUUUCCUCCUCAAGAUCAAGACGGUUACGCACUCGUGAUGGAAAUCCAUCGCAUGUCGAAACACAAACGCGUCAUGCCUACAACAUCAAUAAUAAUAUCGAUAACGAUACUAAUUACUCCCCCUCCUCCGAUUCUGAGGUUAAUGGCAAGACUGGAGCAAAUCAAUAUAAUUUGAGCAGACUUAGGACGAAGGGAGUUCAUGGGAGCAGAGGGGACCGAGAGGAAGGCCGUUCAACGAGGAAACCUUCAAUUAAAUCAGAGCUCGAGUGCAGUCUAAAAGAAUUAACGAUCGCGAUUGAAAACACAUUGGUGGUGGAUCGAUUUAAUAUUUUGGAUAAUGCAAGACUAUCAGAUUUCGGAUUGACGACAGAGUCAUUUGGGACGAGGCUGAGGGAGAGGAUGCAAAUGGAGAAACGUCUUUUGAUGAAUCCCGUCAGUAUGGACAAAGAUUCCAUAAAUAAGACUUCAAUUAGCACCCUUUUAACAACGUCCUUUGCACCUGAGAGUUAUGACGCGAUUUGGGCCAUCGCGAUGGGUCUUGAAAAGCUCGUCGAGAAGCAUAAUUACUCUCUGGAAAAGUUUAAUUACAUGGAUAAUCACUUUUCUAACUUGUUGAACGAUGAGAUUGGAAAACUCAAGUUUACAGGAAUAUCGGGACCAAUAACUUUCUCCGGUUCUGAUCGAAUAGGAAUUACCUCGUUUAUGCAAGUUCAAGGCGGAAAUUUGCGCCAAGUCGGCUUGUUUCAUCCAGACAGAGAAGAGAACAAACUGGAGUUGUGUUCGAACGACUUUCAUCCCUUGUCCCAAUGCUGGACCAUCAAAUGGCCUGGGAACCAAGUCCCCAUAUCCAGGAGGGAGUUUCGCACAAAGCUAAUUCGUGUGGAGCAUUCUUUAUACCUAAUUGUGGCUGCCGUGGCCUUUCUCGGCAUCCUUUUGGCCUCUGCAUUCCUGGCCUUCAACCUGUACUACAGGAAACUCAAGUACAUUAAACUUUCCAGCCCCCGUCUCAACAAUAUGGUUAUCAUCGGGUGCAUGUUUGCUUACUUUGCUGUGAUUAUUCUGGGCUCAGAUUUUGGUCCUAGCAUCGGGUCAAAUGAGAUUCGGUUUUCCUACAUAUGCACAAUAAGGGCUUAUCUUCUAUCGACUGCAUUCUCCCUAGCGUUUGGAGCAAUGUUUGUCAAAACAUAUCGUGUUCAUCGUAUCUUUACGAGAAGUUGCAUUGGAGUUGUGAAAAAUAAGAUGUUGAAAGAUACGCAACUGAUAUUACUGGUGAUGCUACUUUUACUCAUUGAUGUUAUCAUCGUCACAUCCUGGGCGGUGGUUGAUCCAAUGCAUCGUCAUUUACAAAAUCUCACGCUACAAAAAGACGUAUCUGAUCGGUCGGUUGUGUACCAGCCUCAGAUCGAGGUGUGCAGAUCUCAACACGGUCAUAUCUGGCUGAGUGCUAUGUACGCGUAUAAAGCUUUGCUUCUAGUCGUUGGGAUCUACAUGUCUUGGGAAACCAGACACGUCAAGAUCCACGUUCUUAAUGACUCCAAGAACAUUGCGUACUGCGUUUACAUCGUGGUCCUUACAUCAGUGUUGGCCGUGUCCUUGGCAAAUCUCGUCUCAGAACGGGUAACGCUUUCCUUUGUAAGUGUCACGUCACUUAUUCUCACUUCAACCACGGUGACCCUCUGCCUCCUUUUCCUUCCAAAGAUCCACGCCAUAAAAACAGGAGGUCAUAAAGGAGAUCCUGUGGUGGAAAGUAUGGGGCUCAAAAUUGAGUUCAACACGCGCAGAUUGGUGGUUGAAGACGCUAAGGAGCUCAUGUUCCGUGCAGAGGUUCAGAAUCGAGUGUACAAACGACAAAUCGAAGCCAUUGAUGUUGAGAUUUGGAGACUGGAGAACCUUUUGCUGUGCUCGAGCCAUUCCUCGGUCGCCUCUUUGGACAACAACACCAACAAAUCGGGCAAGGAACUACCAAGGGACUCAAAAGACUCGGUUUCUGCUGAUCGUGCUGAAGAUAUGGAUUCGUCAGAAGAAACAAGCGAGAUCUACACGGUCCUUCUUCACGGCCCCAGAUUCAUCGUUCCCAUUUCCGUCCUUAACUUUCAAAACCCAAACGCCACUCUAGAUCCGAGUAGUUGGAGCAGUAAAAGCAAAAUCAGAGAAAGUGGAGCCACCUUGCAACCCCCACCACCACCGCCUCGAUCCAGUUGGCCAAACGUUCGCUCUCUAUUAGCUUCCAGUGGAAAUGGGCUUAUCACAAAAAUCAGGUUCAAAUCGGAACCCAAAUUGCUUAUUGAUGAACCCCCGUGCCGUGUUACGAAGACGUGCGAGAUGAUGGAAACUGGUGGACAUGUAAACAUAAAUAUAAAUCCAGAACUGCUGCUUUCACCUCGAGUAACUUUUGGGGGGAGCGACGACAGCUUUGGCAUUGGAGAUGAUUCGGGAAAGUCUAAUAUUUCCAUAUCCAAGGGCAAGGGUUCCAGUAGGAAAAGUAGUAAUACUAGCGCUGGAUUUAGCGGUUCUGGGGGCACCAACAAAAAGUCUUUCCUGACCUUAUUGAAACAACCGUUUGUGUAUUUCUCUGGGAUGGUUAGAUCCGGGGCUUGCAGUGCAAGUCCUAUUUUAACCAAGAAGCAGAAAAAUGGAGACCAUUUUAGAGAUGAAACGGGGGGAAGCGAUGAUGAAGACGAACCUCAAGUUUUUCAAUUACAUGUUCCAAGAGAUUCUAUAAGAAAAAAGUUUAAUUCGGUGCCAGAUCUUUGGGCCGUGAGAACCUCUCCCAUUUUGCACCAUUAUCCAAAAAAGACAUCGAUUAUAUCCGAUUCCGUGAUGGAUAAUUCUAAUCUAAGGUAUAUUAUGGAGGCUAAUCAGCCAUGGAAUAAGUUGUCCAGUUCAAGUCCCGUGUUAAAAUUGACGGUCACAAGUGAUGCAUCUCCAUAUCUUUAACUUAAUUAUUAUAUUGACUUAAUUGCUUUUGUUUUCUAGUUUAUGAAUAUGUGCACAUGCCCAUAAUAAUUUUAAUCUAACUCUUUCCCACGAACGAAUAAAUUGAUUAUACAAUUAAA